UACAAGCUUAAAGCCUCAGUUUGGAUGUAUGGUUGCUAAGAUCACUGUGUGUUAUUGUCGUUUGAGGCAGUUAAUCUCAUAGUUUGUGUAUAUACAACUAGAAUAAUUCUUGUGUGUAUUUGUUUAGUAAAGAAGGCAUCACAUAAACUGUUUAUCAUAUAACAUUAAAUGACUUCUUCCAUACGCUUGACGGAUUGGUCCAUUGUGAUACUGUGAGGGACGAAAACAAACAACUGGUUCUGUGCGAUCUUUCUCGAAUGAUGCAUCAAAUAUCGUAGAGCGAAUUGUUGAUAAAUAUAUCACAACUCAUCAGAUUCCAGAUCUUUUCUGCAUACGUUAACAGACGUAUACAUUGUUUUACAGAAACGUGUUCAUUUUGUGAUCAGCUUAUAAGUGAACGAUAGAGGUUAGCGUCUGGCAGAGUUGAAGAAUUUGUAUCGUACAUUUUUUUUAUAGCUGUGCCAAAAGCGUAUGUUACACAACACGAAUGCUUUUGUGAAAUUGUACGGAAGCAUUGCUUUGUUACGACGCAAACUCUAAGCCUGAAGCGUGUUCUCUAGAGCUCUCAGUGGUUCCAAAUGACAAAUGCAAUGGGAGGAGCAAAUCUUCAUACACCCUCGUCCAUAUUUCAACACAUGAUGGGUCAACAAAGUACAUCACAAUCUGGGCCAUGGUUACAAAUGCCACAAGUGCCUCCAAUGUCAAUAUCAUGGAGUUUGCCAGCCAUGCAGCAACCUGAAUUAGUCAGAUUUACUGGUGGACCAAGUUUUGAACCUAUUGCCCACCAGAAGAGAAAACUUGAAACACCUGAUCUGUUGGAUAUGAGGCAGACAAAACAAUUCAUAACGGAAGAAAAAAUGGCUGCACAUUUCAAGGAUCUGCACAUUAGUUCUAGUUUUCAGUCACACUCUUCGGUAGCAUCAACUUCAACAGCUGGUAUACAACCAUCGAACCUCCCUAAGGAGCUGAACAUGGAACUAGACAUGGAUGCAGCUAAUGUUGUUGAUGCAGAUCAAGCAAAAUCUGGACAUCCCAGAUUGAUUCUAUCCGAAGAAUUAAAAAGACUCCAACAGGAACCCAUUCUUCCAUCUUCUUUGUUAUCCAAAUUAGAGAGGCCCUCCAUGGCUCUAGUUCUUUGGGAACCACCAAACAAACAUUUACGUAUUUUACCAACGCGAGAUACACCGACUCCUAUACCAAGUGCGUCCGAUGAUAACAAUAAUAAUAAUAAUAAUAAUAAUAAUAACAACAACAACAACAAUAAUGAAACUAUGUCUGAUCUAAAUCAAACAGUAUCAAGUAAUCGCUUAGUUUUUGAACCAAUGGAAUUAUGAAGGUAAUUCACUGGCAUAUUGCAUUCACAUUUUCGUAUACUGUUAGAAGAGGAAGAGGAAAAAGAAGAAGAAGGAUACGAUAUUGUGUUCUAAAAUGUAUGUAAAUUAGGUGAAAAAAAAAAAAAAAAAAUAUGUCAUACCUUAUAUUUUUUAUUCGAUACUGUUGUACUUGUGGAGCGUUGUAAAAUAAUAGGUAUGAAGCCUUCUUAUCGAAUGAAUUGGUUAACUAAUUAUUCAGUGAGGUUUUGUUACAAUUAUGUCUUUGAGUUAAAGAAAUAAAAAUACAAAAAUAGUCAUAA
Osmia lignaria (orchard mason bee) is the source of this 1633-nucleotide messenger RNA. RefSeq lists its product as uncharacterized. Lineage: Eukaryota; Metazoa; Arthropoda; Insecta; Hymenoptera; Megachilidae. The record is from RefSeq and is a predicted model, not a curated record.